GGCGAGGUGAGCCGUCGCUUCGCACACCUGUACGACGACAAACUCGCCACUGAGAUAUCCUCCUGCAUGCGCAAAGCUCUCAAGACUAAAGGAUACACGUUGCUGGACACGGAGUCGUGGUGCGAGGGCGGUGAGUUCGAGUGCGUGUGCAUGCUGAACCUGCUGGACAGGUGCGCGGACCCGCGCGGCAUGCUGCGGCAGGCGCGCGCCGCGCUCGCUCCGCACGGCGUCCUGCUACUCGCACUCGUCCUACCAUAUAAACCAUAUGUGGAAGUAACACCGGACCACAAGCCGCUCGAGCGUCUGCCGAUAACUGGCGUGACGUUCGAGGAGCAGGCGAGCUCGUUCGUGUCGUGGAUGCGGGAGCUGGGCUUCGAGCUGUCGUCGUGGAGCCGCGCGCCCUACUUGUGCGAGGGCGACUUCGCGCAGGCUUACUACUGGCUCGACGACUCCGUCUACGUCUUCAAACCCAUCGACGUUAAUACGUGAGCUUGUUACAAUUUUAUUUAAAUUGACAUCGAUUGACAUCGACGAAAUGGACUUUCGGUAGUUUUGCAUUUAUUACACUAGGUGGUCUUGUACGUAUCACAUUAAGUUCUAAUUUAGUUUUCUUUAUAUUAGUUUAUUAUGAAUUAUAUGUGAUUUCAAAUAAAAUCUUCUCGUGAACUUUUGCACUAAAUGUUAGUAAGCAAUUUACAGAUAAUACUAAGUAUGCGACAAAAAAUUAAAAUUGUUUAUCUAUGUGAUAAACUUAACUUAAUUAGAUUCAUUUUUAAUUAGAAUUAGUUAAACAAUAAACAUCGCUUUGAUCACAUCGAAUAGCUGUUUGUUAUUGCUCUUAAUUGCAUUAAGAAAUAUUCUUGUUCCUAAAACGCUACGAAUUUAACUCUUUUUCAAAAGGAACGAAUGAGAAUUUUUAACAAACUAAUAUUUUAAGACUUAGCACAAACUUUGUUAUUAAAAUUUUUAAUACUCUUACAUACUAAGAUUCUUUAGAUGUUUUGCUUUUUAUUAUUAAAUCUUUGGGAUAUUCUAAAAACAAUCGAUGUACGUAAAUUUAAUUUGAAUUGUGAAGAUAUUUGUUGAUAAUAUAUGUGUGUACUUCAUCAUUUCCGUUACUGAUAAUUUUAUAGUUUGUAAGGCAAUGGGCGCUACCCC
Messenger RNA from Papilio polytes (common Mormon), 1158 nucleotides. Its product is annotated as methyltransferase-like protein 9. Lineage: Eukaryota; Metazoa; Arthropoda; Insecta; Lepidoptera; Papilionidae. Gene Ontology annotation, molecular function: protein-L-histidine N-pros-methyltransferase activity. The record is from RefSeq and is a predicted model, not a curated record. The transcript has 3 exons. Bases 67 to 489 code for a protein of 140 amino acids.